UCACAACAAAAGUCGCCUCAAGGCCCAAGUCCACACACAAAUCAUUUUUACACAUACAAAUCCUGAUUUACAAGUACAAAAUAUUUAUGACCACAAUUUGAGCCCAUAUAGUUCAGUCCCAGUUCAGUUACCUGCAUUUCACUGGCUUCUUUCUUCUGUUGCAGUUUUAGGACAAAUAAAACAGUGAAGAUGAACGUGCUGCCCUGCACGAUCCUCUCCUUCCUGCUGUCAGCUGGAGCCUCUCUGGCUCAGUCGGAUGAGGAAAUGCUGACUGGCAUCGUUAAAACAAUCAGAAGACAAUACAGCAUAGCUGGACAGUUCUGUCUGGCUGCAGUUAUCCCACCAAAUCUGAACACUCUUUACCAGGUUUUUCAGUAUAACUCCUUUAAGGAUGUUCAGGAAACGAUUGGGGAAAGAGACUCACCCAAUAACAAUCGUGGAGUGUAUGUAGGCUAUGGAGUGAUUGUGGCCAGACCAACAUUAAGUGCAGACGGACGAAGUGGACAACAUGCAGAACGUCGUGUUCUGCAAACUCUGAGAGAGCUGGUGGAAAAUCCAAAUGAAUUCCCAAAAAGCCAGGGAAACUCACUUCUCAUCUACUCUUUUGCCUCCGCCUGUGAUACAUGCACCAGCCGCGACCAUCCGUCAAGCAUCAUCAGGGACCUCCAACGUAUCGUUCAAACCUACAAGACUUCUGUAUUUGUGUUUAAAAAAAUCUUUCAGCCCCGAGGUAAUAUUGUUUUUACUGAAAAUGAUUUGACCAAUUCCCUUUAUUCUCUUGAUGAGGCCAUCGGUGGGCUGGCUAACAUCUUUCGCUGUGACCCUACCUGUUACAGAUGCAUUGACAGGCAAACAAACGCAGUUUCACGAUAUUGUAUUGCUAACGACGCUUAGCCUUCACAGUGAGGAAGCAGCACCACAGUCAGACACAGACAUGACUCUUAUUAUUAACAGUUUGUUGUCAUUUAGUCUCAGGUGAGUGAACCGCAGGACUAACAGCUCUCAGUCUCCAUAAAGGAAGCUUUGUACAGGAUCACAGAUGACAUCAGAGAUGACAUCACACUGUGUUGGUGAAGCUUGCUGUGUGUUUUCAGACACCUGCACCUCACUCAGAACCCCAACACCCGCUGUUCCUCCACCUGUUUCCCUCUACCUCAUUUACUGUCUGAAGAUGUCCAAAAGUCUUUGUAAAAGCAGACUGUAACUCAGUGAUGGCAUUCGUGAAUCAUGUGACUGCCUGAAUAGAAGGUGUUUGUGACCCCUCAGUGUUCUGUGUCCUUCCAAUAAGGCUCAGCAUCCAGCCUGCUGCACAUGUCUUUUAUUCUGAAGGAGGGUUUCGCACGUUCAGCUUCCUCUUUAUGAAACCCAGUGACUCUGAGCUCUUAUUCUCUAAAUCAGUGUUUCCCAACCACUGUGCCGUGGAAGAUUAUCUGGUUCUACCUGAUUAAUACUCUAAGCCAGGGGUGUCCAAACUCCGGCCCGCGGGCCGCAGUUGGCCAUUUUUAAUUGGCACGCAAGUAAUUUUAUAAAUAGAAUAGAAAAUGGCCCGCACUUCAAAUUUUGCUUGAGUGUAUUGCACUAAUUAGUUUUAGCACCAGGGGGCGCUGCUGUUGAUCAAGGCAGUUGUUCCACCAAAAAGGACAAUCACAGAAGAAAUUUACCCCAAGUUACUAAACAUGUCAGAACCAAAGAAGCGAA
This is a messenger RNA of Oreochromis aureus, 1698 nucleotides long. RefSeq lists its product as uncharacterized. The coding region runs from base 190 to 894 and encodes 234 amino acids. The transcript has 3 exons. The record is from RefSeq and is a predicted model, not a curated record. NCBI's taxonomy places the organism in Eukaryota, Metazoa, Chordata, Actinopteri, Cichliformes, Cichlidae.